This is a messenger RNA of Monopterus albus (swamp eel), 2022 nucleotides long. RefSeq names its product transmembrane 4 L six family member 18 (gene tm4sf1). Bases 557 to 1144 code for a protein of 195 amino acids. Lineage: Eukaryota; Metazoa; Chordata; Actinopteri; Synbranchiformes; Synbranchidae. The transcript is spliced from 4 exons. Gene Ontology annotation, cellular component: membrane. The record is from RefSeq and is a predicted model, not a curated record.
UUUCCUUGGGAACUUAAGAACUUUUCUGUGACAAUUUACAGACUAAAUGUUGCUAAAUCCAUAAUGUACAUAUGUUUAGUUGCAGCCCUAUUACUGACAUUGAGCUGAAUAUACAUAAAAUACUAUCCACUAGUUAUGCAUUUAAACAUGUCAACCUAUUGUUGUGGCUUUAAUUCUGAGGGAAAUCAACUCGGUGCUGCAUGAGGCCCUGGCGGCUAAGAGCCUUGGGAAACACAUUCAUGCACACACACACUUUUGUGGGAUUUUCCAUAUUUCUGGCUGAGCGUUGUGCAGGCGGUCAGCCCCCUUCCUGUGAGUGUGUUUCCAGGCACACGUUGUGUCAUGCAGAACUCCCUCAUUAAGAAUUUGUUCAACACUUAGACACAGACACACACACACUCAUACACAUCCAGCAGGCUCUCGUUGUCACUUGUUCGUAUUUCCUGGCUCCACAGCUGCUCUGGCUCUUUCCUGCCUUCUGUCUUUUUCUGCUCUCCUCGGUCCAUUCCAGUUCUCGCCUUUCCUCCCUGUGGUUGUGUGUGUGUUUGGGUGAGCAAUGUGUUGUUCGGUGGGUUUCGCCAGGUCUCUGGGUCUGGCCCUGCUGCCUCUGGCCCUCUGCUGUAUCCUGGCCAACCUGCUGCUGCUGUUUCCUAUGGGAGAAACCACCUACAUCCAAAACAACCAGUUGGCCAGCUACAUCUUGUAUUUUGGUGGACUAGGAGGUGGAGGACUGCUGAUGUUGGUUCCAGCUGUGGUCUUCAUCACUCUGGGGAAAUGCAACUGCUGCUGGAAUGACAGCUUAAUGAUGUGCGGGUCUGUACUGGCAGCCAUAAUCGGCCUGGUGGGGUCUGGCUACUGUUUUCUCAUAUCAGGGUUAGCCUUGUUUCAAGGCCCCCAGUGCUUCAACAAUAGAUGGUCAUACCCCUUUGAAGGCCAGGGGGGCAGGUAUUUGUUGCAGCCAGAGACAUGGUCACAGUGUCUUCAGCCGGUUCAUAUCAUAGAGUGGAAUGUGACUCUGCUGUGUAUUCUGCUGGGCUCAGCUGUACUGGAGUUUAUCAUCUGUCUCUUACAGCUGGGGAACGGUUUAAUCAAUGCUGUCUGCCGACCAUGCUGCUACAAGCAGGAGUACAGUCUUAAUGCUUAGUCAGACACACACCUGUAUGUAGACUCACCUGCACAGACAGACUGUAUAUCCAGGUGCACACAUAAAAAUUCACACAAGUAACAGUGCUAUGGGUAUGUGUAUGAGAACUGUGCAUACACUUAACACUUGCACUAUCAUGAACAUUGACAGCCAUGUCAACUACAUUCAUUUACAGUCUUUAUAUAUGCUAGGGUGGUAAAGGUGGUGAAAGGAGGCUCAGCAGACCAAGAUGUACACUUAAAAAGAAAGCACUAGAGCAUCCUUAAGUGUAAAAAUACUAUUAAAUGUAAGGCAGAGUAGAUUGCUCUGAAGUAAUGCAGUUGUCACACAACAGUGUGCUAAACAUCUUCACAAAGACACCAUAUUGUACUAUUAUAUAUGUUUUACUGUAUUUUUUAAAAUGUAGAAGAAGAAAAAAGUGUUUAUGCCCUACUGACAAGCUCAGUAAACCUGUGAAAUCCAAGAUUCUUAAUAUCAAGGUCACUCACUUUAUCAUUAUUUUAUGCUGUCUACUCUUUAUACUUCCAUAAACCCUAUAAACAACUACAUUACCAGUGUUUUCAAAUGAAAAUAAGAUUUUUGCAGCAACAUACUGGGAGUGGAAAGAGAUUCUGAGGACAUUUCACUGCCAUUGUUGAUGGUGUUCUUAUGGGCUGAAGAACAUUAUAAAAACAUUUUUUUUUAAAGGUGCCAUCUUGUCUGACAGUAUUAUCAAGAAGCACACCAACACGUCCUUUAUGUUCAGUAUUACUUUUGUGGCUCCAGAACUUGUACAUUGUGUUGGAUCACAUAUGAAUCACAUGCAAAAUGUUGUUUUUUUUUGUACAUUUGUUUUAAUUUUCAGAGUAUUUUGCAUUUUAUGUUUUUUAGAUGUUAGU